UUUAGUGACACCACUAAACGGAAAAGAAUCGGAAAUAUCAAUUUUAGGGCAAACAUGGCUUUUUGCUUGUGUUUCGGACUGAGACCAAAACGUAAUAAGGUGGUUCAGAAACUGAAGAUGGAACCCGUUUCUGUUCAGGAAUCCAUACGUGACCAACCAUCAUCGUCUUCUGCCAAUCCAGCAACGUCUUCAUCAGAUCCUGAAGCACUGCUACCGCCACCGCAGGAAAUCAAAAAUUUCUCAUACCUACAACUCGCCACCGCAACAAACAACUUCAGCCUGGAUGCUAGGAUCGGACAAGGUGGAUUCGGCGAUGUAUACAAAGGAAAGUUAGAGAUUGACGGACAGUUAAAGGAUGUGGCUGUUAAGAUGCUUGGUCGGAGUAGUAUACAAGGAAACAGAGAGUUUAUUGUGGAAGUCCUAAUGCUUUCGAUUUUGCGCAACAAAAACCUCGUGAAACUGUAUGGUUAUUGCUGUGAAGGCGAUCAAAGAAGCCUCGUCUAUGAAUAUAUGCCUCUUGGAUCUGUAGAAGAUAACAUCCACAAUAUCAGAUCUGUUCAAGAGGUUUUAGAUUUGAGCACUAGGAUGAAGAUAGCUUUAGGAGCAGCUAAAGGGUUAGCGUAUCUUCACAACGAAUCACAACCUAUUGUGAUCUAUAGAGAUAUGAAAACUGCAAACAUACUGCUAGACCAUGGGUUUGAACCGAAGCUCUCUGACUUUGGGCUUGCAAAGAUUGGUCCGAAUGAAGGCAUGUCUCAUGUCACUACUAGAGUUAUGGGAACGCUAGGGUACUGUGCACCCGAGUACGCGGCUACUGGGAAACUGACGCUGAAGUCUGAUAUUUAUAGCUUUGGAGUUGUGUUGUUGGAGCUUAUCACUGGACGCAAACCUAUUGGGGACUCAACCAUGGGUGCAGAACGUUUGCUUGUUAGAUGGGCACUGCCAUAUUUCAGGAGCCUAAACAUAAGAAGGAUUGCAGAUCCGAGGUUAGCAAUACAAGGUGAUCCGUACUUGGAAGAAGCUGUGAGAAGAGCCGUUCAGCUGGCGUAUAUGUGUCUGAGAGAUCAGGCAAAAGCUAGGCCAACAAUCAGAGAAAUAGUGGAGGCCUUGGAGGUCUUGGUUGAGUACAUAGCGAGGAAGAAAGUUGAAGGGUCACCUGUUAAUGAAGAAGAUGGAGGUUUGGAGAGACGAAGAGAUGUUGCUGAUGCUAAGAGAUGGGCUAAGGAUUUCAGAGAUGAACAGAGAAAAAGCAAAGCGGUACCAAAACGGACUCGUUUUUAAAUUAUGUAUACUUUCUUUGCUUAAUUUUUUUG
Brassica oleracea var. oleracea is the source of this 1313-nucleotide messenger RNA. RefSeq names its product serine/threonine-protein kinase CDG1-like. Lineage: Eukaryota; Viridiplantae; Streptophyta; Magnoliopsida; Brassicales; Brassicaceae. Gene Ontology annotation, biological process: protein phosphorylation. The record is from RefSeq and is a predicted model, not a curated record. Gene Ontology annotation, molecular function: ATP binding; protein kinase activity. Bases 55 to 1281 code for a protein of 408 amino acids. The transcript has 5 exons.